Molecule: messenger RNA, 2033 nt
Organism: Melitaea cinxia (Glanville fritillary)
Lineage: Eukaryota; Metazoa; Arthropoda; Insecta; Lepidoptera; Nymphalidae
Gene: hpo
Product: serine/threonine-protein kinase 4
Exons: 13
Coding region: 1-1833 (610 amino acids)
Biological process (GO): regulation of MAPK cascade; protein phosphorylation; protein tetramerization
Cellular component (GO): cytoplasm
Molecular function (GO): ATP binding; protein serine/threonine kinase activity
Source: RefSeq, a predicted model, not a curated record
AUGGAUGAGGAGGGUAGACUCGUGUUUUGGAAGGGUGGCAUGUGGGAGGGGGGUGCCCCGACCAUCAGUUGUAAUACCUGCAAAAAGCGUCGCUCUGAGAGAAUGGACGUCAACGAACGCCCUCAGGGUGAGCUUAAAAAACUCUCGGAAGAGAGUCUGACAAGACAGCCCGAGGAGGUUUUUGAUAUAAUUUGCAAGUUAGGGGAGGGAUCAUAUGGCAGCGUGUACAAGGCGUUACACAAGGAGAGCGGGCAAGUGCUCGCGAUCAAGCAGGUGCCUGUGGACACCGACCUGCAGGAGAUCAUCAAGGAGAUCUCCAUCAUGCAGCAGUGCGAUAGUCCCUAUGUCGUCAAGUACUACGGCAGCUACUUCAAGAACACCGACUUGUGGAUUGUGAUGGAAUACUGCGGGGCUGGUUCCGUGUCAGACAUAAUGAGGCUUAGGAAGAAAACACUAUCCGAAGACGAGAUAGCGACGAUACUGUGCGAUACACUCAAGGGCCUGGAGUACCUGCACAGGAGGCGGAAGAUACACCGGGACAUCAAGGCGGGAAACAUUUUGCUCAAUACCGAAGGUCACGCAAAGCUGGCGGAUUUUGGUGUGGCCGGACAGUUGACAGACACAAUGGCAAAACGCAACACAGUGAUAGGCACGCCGUUCUGGAUGGCGCCUGAAGUGAUACAAGAGAUAGGUUAUGACUGCGUAGCAGAUAUCUGGUCCCUUGGCAUCACGGCCCUGGAGAUGGCCGAAGGGAAACCACCCUACGGCGACAUACACCCCAUGAGAGCCAUUUUCAUGAUACCCACCAAACCACCACCGUCGUUCAGAGCACCAGACAAGUGGUCGCCCGAGUUCAUAGACUUCGUGAGUCAAUGUCUGGUGAAGAACCCGGCUGAGAGGGCGACAGCGGAAUUCUUGUUAAGACACGAAUUUAUAGGUAACGCGAAACAGCCGAGCAUCUUAAAUACGAUGAUCGCUGAGGCGCGUGAAAUACGCGAAUCGCAGGCCUACCGAGCAGCCACACAGACCAACAAUGCGAAGACUUUUGGUCCCGUGACCGGCGUGUCCCGUCCCCAGAGCGCGGCGAGUGGUGGUGGUGGCGCUGGUGGGGACGAGGACUACAGCUCGGCCACCAUGAAGGCGUGCUCGUCCCGGGAGGCCACGUUGGUGCCGCGCGACGCGUCGCUGGAGCUGGCCGCCGACCUGGGCACCAUGGUCAUCAACGACCAAGACCUGGCCACCAUGAAGCGUCACGACACAGACCCCAUGGAUACAAAUAGGCCUAAAUACAGGCCAUUGUUUUUGGAGCACUUUGAAAAGAAAGAAGUAAAUCCUCACCUCGGUAUGCCCUCAACGAACGGAACUCUGACUGGUCCUCUAAGAUUGCCAGAAGGAGAAAUGUAUGUUGCAUAUUUUAUAUCAAUAAAAAGGAUUUUUAUUAAUAAUGAGGCGUUUGAAAAUAUAGCCUACAUUGUAAGUUGGAUAAAGUUAUAUUUAAAUAUCGAACCAUCAAGUCGAGCGUGGGUAAAGAAGUCUUACUUCAAGAAGGCCGUAGCUCCACUGUUUAACUUUGCGCUGAAGUGGAAGGAGCCUAUCCGCUCGACCGAGGCUAACAGUCCUCCGCUCGGCGCGGCGGGCCCGGCGCGCGCCCCGGACGACGGCAACUUCGAAUUCCUGUCGUUCCUGUCGGAGGGCGAGCUGGAGACGGUCAUGGCGCGGCUGGACGCGGAGAUGGAGGCAGAGAUCGAGCGCCUGUACGCGCGCUACGAGAGCAAGCGGCGCCCGAUCCUCGACGCCAUCACGAUCAAGCGGAAGCGUCAGCAAAACUUCUAGCUGCAACGCUCUAGCCGCAGGUUCAGCGACUUGGAUUCGUAUGACGUCUUUACUAGCCGUAUCUGCUGUGGCGAUAGCCCCAAAGUCUGCCUAAAAUUAAUAGAACAAUCUUCUUAUUUAUUACAUUGCUUAUAAAUAAUUUAGCGCCAUUUACCAAAUAUUCAGUCAGUGGAAAAAUAGUUGCUUUAAUUGUUUCAGAU